Messenger RNA from Branchiostoma belcheri (Belcher's lancelet), 1101 nucleotides. RefSeq names its product collagen alpha-6(VI) chain-like. The transcript is spliced from 7 exons. Lineage: Eukaryota; Metazoa; Chordata; Leptocardii; Amphioxiformes; Branchiostomatidae. Bases 1 to 1101 code for a protein of 366 amino acids. The record is from RefSeq and is a predicted model, not a curated record.
AUGGCCUCCAUCACGUUUUACGACCAAGACAAUUACCGAGGCCGUGAGUACGCCGUAAAGGCCACCAGCGACAAGUAUGAAGUUAAGGAAGUUCCAAAAGGUAAAAGCAGCGUUGCGUCCAUAUGGGUGGAUGAGGGAACGUGGUUGGUGUACACUGAUAACAACUUCAUGGGGGCGUCGUUUCUGCUGGCACCCCGCCGGGGGUACGAGGAUACACAACAGGUCAAAAAGGAGGCACAGUCCCUGAACGUGGCAGACGAAUGGAAAGAUCAAGUCCGGUCCCUGCGGUUGGUCACCCCGAGUAGCCUCAUGCUUUUUGACAACGACUUCUUCCGCGGUUCCUGUUCCGUGAUCACGGCGACCACCGACAGCAUCGAAGACAGCGACUGUCAGUCCCUGAUCAUUGGAUUAGGGGGUGCUCAACCACAUGCACAGCAACAACAGGUGGACCUGGUUUUCGUGCUAGAUGGAUCCGGCAGCAUCAAGCAAAACAACUUUGAAAAGGUGAAAGAGUUUGCCAGUAAAAUCUCUGCUGAUCUGCCCAUCAGCCCAGCGACUACCAGAGUCGGUAUGAUUCAGUACUCCAACAUUGUGAGUGUGGAGUUUAAGCUGGCAGCCCAUACCGACAACGCCUCUGUGAAAACGGCCAUCCAGGGUGUCAAGUAUCAAAAUGGCGGCUAUACUUAUACCGGUAAAGCCCUGGAGGCUGUCCGCACCCAGAUGGAUUGGAGGCAGCCACCUGCUAAACGGGUGGUGAUUGUAGUGACUGACGGGGAAUCUAAUGACGCUGUUGACGGCCCUGCCCAAGCCCUUCGACGGGACGGCUUCACCGUCUUCGCAGUUGGCGUUGGUGUUAAACCAAAUGAGCUGGUACAUAUCACCCAAGAUGCCGGCAGAGUCUUCCCGCUGAACAACUUUGACAAGUUGCAGGACCUGAUUGCAACGUUGGCUGAAAGUGUUAAAACAGGUGAGGAAUGGACUCUCUACGAGUAUGGAAGGUUCCGCGGUAAUGACUGGAAGGCUUACCCGGGCUACUACACUGGUGCCGAUGUCAGGAAGAAUCUUGGAUCAGAAGUUGGCUCAGCAAAACGCCUUGUGUAG